Molecule: messenger RNA, 1993 nt
Organism: Triticum dicoccoides
Lineage: Eukaryota; Viridiplantae; Streptophyta; Magnoliopsida; Poales; Poaceae
Product: beta-1,4-mannosyl-glycoprotein 4-beta-N-acetylglucosaminyltransferase-like
Exons: 2
Coding region: 436-1602 (388 amino acids)
Biological process (GO): N-acetylglucosamine metabolic process
Cellular component (GO): membrane
Molecular function (GO): beta-1,4-mannosylglycoprotein 4-beta-N-acetylglucosaminyltransferase activity
Source: RefSeq, a predicted model, not a curated record
AAACGCUCCAGACUCCUCCGCCUCCACGUUUAACCUCACUUCGUUCGUUGCGCAACGCGAGAAAAUUACCCUCCUCUCCUCUCCUCCAGAGCCCCACCUCGGCACAGCACAGCACGGCCCGACCGAGACCCCCGUAACGGGAAGGGAAACGGCAGGGGCCUAAAGACCCCGAGGCCUCGAGCCACCCAACCAACCACCGGAGCGGAGCGGAGUCGGAGCCCCCCGCGCAGCGGCGCAGCUCCCCGCCGGCGAUCGCUCGGUGGAUUCCGGCGGCCCAAGCGCGCGCGUCUGCGUCGGCCCGCGCGCCUCCGUCGGCCCGCGCGCCAUUGGAGGAGCCCCCGCCCCGUGCGCGGCUGCCUUGGAGUUGGAGGGGAAUUGUUUCCAGUUCCCCGUCCCUUGCCUUGCUCUGGUGGCGGGUUCCUCCUCGCCGCCGCGAUGCCCGAGGCCGGCCGCUACACCCACAAGAAGGACGACGGCAUCUGCAACAGCGUCUGCGGCGAGCCCACCUCAAAGGCAGUUAUGGCCAUGUCAAGGCUCAAGUGUGCGCUUCGGGGGUUUGAUUUUAGGGUACUUCUGGCUCUCUUGAUUGGUGUGCCGCUGGUAAUGUUAAUGAUAUAUGCGCAUGGUCAGAAGGUCACAUACUUCCUCCGGCCAAUAUGGGAAUCUCCUCCCGAGCCUUUCAAGAUAAUCCCUCACUACUACAAUGAGAAUGUCACCAUGGAGAACCUCUGCAAGUUACAUGGGUGGAAAGUCCGGGAGACUCCACGCCGUGUGUUUGAUGCUGUACUCUUCAGUAAUGAGCUUGAUAUCCUUGAACUUCGUUGGAAUGAACUCAGCCCCUAUGUGUCAGAGUUCGUCCUGCUUGAGUCCAACUCAACUUUCACUGGCGUGGUAAAGCCACUCUACUUCAAGGAAAACCGCCAUCGAUUUAGGUUUGCUGAAUCGCGGCUGACAUAUGGCACAUAUGGAGGAAGAUUCAUGAAGGGGGAAAAUCCAUUUGUUGAGGAGUCAUUUCAGAGGGUUGCCCUGGAUCAGCUCAUUAGGAUUGCAAGAAUUGAAAAUGACGACAUAUUGAUCAUGUCAGAUGUUGAUGAAAUCCCAAGUGGCCACACCAUCAAUCUCUUAAGAUGGUGUGACGACACUCCUAAGAUACUCCAUCUUCAGCUCAGGAAUUAUCUGUACUCGUUUGAGUUUUUUCUGGAUGACAAGAGUUGGAGGGCGUCAAUUCACAGAUACGUAUCUGGGAAGACAAGAUAUGCUCAUUUUCGGCAGACAGAUCAACUUCUUGCCGAUUCAGGGUGGCACUGCAGUUUUUGUUUCCGGCACAUCAGUGAUUUUGCCUUCAAGAUGAAAGCUUAUAGCCAUGUGGAUAGGAUCAGAUUCAAGUACUUCCUGAACCCUGAGAGGAUUCAAGAUGUCAUUUGCAGAGGGGCGGAUCUUUUUGACAUGCUUCCUGAAGAGUAUACGUUCCAAGAAAUCAUUGCAAAGUUGGGCAACAUUCCAAGCACAUUCUCUGCUGUUCAUCUUCCUAGUUAUCUGCUUCAGAAUUUUGACCGGUACCGUUAUCUUCUCCCCGGGAACUGCAGGAGAGAAAGUGGCUAGGUUCUGUGGUUUACUUUGCAAGCUGUUGUGCAUGGGUGCCACUGCCUAAGCUGCUUGAGUGGUUGGCUGUUGCAAUUGCAUCUGAUAUGAUUGGCUAAGUUGGACGGUUGCUUGGGCUAGUGGUUAUGGACAAGUUCAUGAUUUUGUGCCGUGUAAUGGAACAUUGGAGGAUAUGACAGCAUAGCGCAUGCUUGAUCGUUACCUUCCCAGAAGAGCUCAACGGUGUAUGCUUACCACCAGAAGUCAUUGCCAUUCAUAUUUCCUCCCUGAUUGAUGUGUAAACUCGAAGCUGUAAUGGAGAAAUGAACACUAUGUGAGAUUUCAGAUUUAUAUGCUGUACAAGUGGCCUUACCGUGCAGAUAAUUACAUAUGCAUGUGUUCAUAUUUUAAA